CCAGGCCGCUUAGAACUUAAGUCAUUAAAAUGCAACGUUUCCAACUGCUAAUUCCGCUGCUCUGCUGUCUGGCAGCGCUUGGCCUGGCAUGCCAGGACACAGCAGCAACAACAGGAGCAGCAGCAGCUAGCAAGGACUGGUGGGAAACUGCGCAGUUCUAUCAAAUAUAUCCACGCUCGUUUAAGGACUCCAAUGGCGAUGGCAUUGGCGACCUGAAUGGCAUAACCAGCGAGUUGGAGUAUCUCAAAGACUUGGGCGUAACUGCAGCUUGGCUGUCGCCCAUUUUCAAGUCACCCAUGGUGGACUUUGGCUACGACAUCAGCGACUUCUAUGACAUACAACCGGAGUACGGCACGCUCGACGAUUUUCGCGCGCUGAUCAAGCGAGCCAACGAGCUGGGCAUCAAGAUCAUACUCGACUUUGUGCCCAAUCACUCGAGUGAUGAGAACGUUUGGUUCAAGAAGUCGGUGGCACGUGAGCGAGGCUACGAGGACUACUAUGUGUGGCAUGAUGGCAGGUUGAACAGCAGCACGGGCAAGCGUGAGCCGCCUUCCAAUUGGCUGCAGGCAUUUCGCGGCAGCGCUUGGCAGUGGGUGGAGGAGCGUCAGCAGUACUAUCUGCAUCAAUUUGCAGUGCAGCAGCCGGAUCUGAAUUAUCGCAAUCCCGCUGUGGUGGAGCAAAUGAAGCGCGUGCUGCGCUAUUGGCUGAAUGAAGGCGUCGCUGGCUUCAGAUGUGAUGCGGUUCCAGUGCUGUUUGAAGUGCAGCCCGAUGCGCAGGGGCAGUAUCCGGAUGAGGAGGUCAGCGGCUUGACUGACGAUGUGGACAAUCGCAGUUAUCUCAAAUCGGAGCUGAUUGAGAAUCUGCCAGAGACCAUCGACAUGGCCUAUCAAUGGCGCACAGUCAUGGACGAUUACCAGCGCAUUCAUGGCGGCGAUACGCGCGUGCUGCUCAUUGAGACCUAUGCGCCUCCCGCCUACACUAUGCAGUUCUAUGGCAAUCGCUCCGUGGAGGGCGCGCAUUUGCCCUUCAAUUUCAAUCUGAUUACUGUGCCCGCCAGCAGCGGCUUCUCUGCGAAGUCGGUGAAGACAGCAGUGGACAAUUGGCUGCUCACAAUGCCGGCGGGUCGUGUGGCCAACUGGGUGAUAGGCAAUCAUGAUCAGCGACGUGCGGCCAGUCGCUAUGGCGUGGCUCAUACGGAUGCAAUGAAUAUGCUGGUGAUGCUGCUGCCUGGCGCCAGUGUCACCUACCAGGGCGAGGAGCUGGGCAUGACCGACGGCUGGAUUAGCUGGGCAGACACCAAGGAUCCCGCCGCUUGCAAUUCGAACUCCGAGACUUAUGAGCAGUUCACGCGCGAUCCUUCGCGCACGCCCUUCCACUGGAGCAGCGGCGCCAAUGCGGGCUUCAGCACAGCCAGUCAGACUUGGCUGCCGCUGGCGGAGAACUACAAGACGCUGAAUGUUGAGGUAGAAUCAGCAGCUGCACACUCGCAUCUGCAGAUCUACAAGUCGCUGGUGGCGCUGCGUCGCAGCUCCAAGACGCUGCAGUGGGGCGCCACCAAAUACGCCGUGCUCAAUGAGCAAGUGUUUGUGGUGAAGCGCUCGCUGGCGGGCUCGCCGAGCUUCGUUUAUGUGGCCAACCUUGGGGAAAGUGCUGCUGUCACUGUUAACCUCAGCGAGUUUGACAAGAGCCUGCCUAGUCUAUUGACGUUACGCAUACGCAGCAUAGACUCGAGCAAGGCUGAGAACUCUUUGUAUGAAAGCAACGGCCUGAGCUUGGCUGCCGGCGAGGCUCUCGUGCUGAGCUCCAACUGAGCUGCCCGUGGUCUAGCCAAUUAAAUUUACUCACGCAUACUUGUAAAAACUUCUCACAAACACACACACACACACACACACACCCCCGUUGCAUAUUUCGACGUGUUGCUUUGACUCAAAGCAAAUAUGCCGUCACUUGCAUAAAUAAAUAAAUAAACAAGCCAACAAAACAAA
Molecule: messenger RNA, 1985 nt
Organism: Drosophila busckii
Lineage: Eukaryota; Metazoa; Arthropoda; Insecta; Diptera; Drosophilidae
Product: maltase A1
Exons: 3
Coding region: 30-1811 (593 amino acids)
Biological process (GO): carbohydrate metabolic process
Source: RefSeq, a predicted model, not a curated record